GGUACCAGCGCUGCUCUGUCCAUGUCCUCGGGAAAAGCCAUGGCGCUGCAACGAGCCACGACCAAGCAGACCGACUCGCAAUCUACUCUUUUUUUUGUUUUUUGUUUUUUGUCCCCACGUCUCUGCCACUCUCCCGAUCGACCGAAACCCUAAGCCCUGUUUUCUCUCUUCGUCUUGCGCCUAGCGAGUGGCGAAUCGUCUUGUGCUCCUGCUCUGCUCGUGUGCGAGAGGGGAGGCGCUCGACCGCCUUUGCUAGAACGAAGCCCUUUCUCCAUUUUGUACGUCUGCCGAAUCUUUUGAUCUCUGCUCCUUUCUUAAGAGAAUCUUAAUUUAUUUUGUUCAGUUUCGAGUUGUGAUCCUUACUUUGUAGUUUGAAGUCUAGAGUCGUAAAGGAUUGGUUUUGAUUUGGUUUUUGGAGUGCGAAUCAUCAGAUUGAUCUUUGAUGCCUCUGAGCGUCGAGCAAAAGUUCCGAUCGACAAACCAUGGAUCCUGAACCACCGAGAACAAGCAUGAAUUCCUCCAUGUCCAUCUUUCCGUUCUCCAGGCUGUGCAAGAGGAGGUCAGUGGCCGUGUCAGCGUCCGCCAAGGAGUUCCGGAACCCUAACAACCACUCCUCAAGUAACGAAGCUGUCGAUGGCUCCGACGAUAACAAGCCUCAGAUGACGCACAAGCUAUUUGACGCCAUUACUGCUCUUAAGUAUGCGUACGUGCAACUACAGCAAGCACACCUCCCUUACACACCGAAGAAGAUAAAACUUGCUGAUGAAGUCGUGGUCUCUGUGCUCCAGGCACUAUCUGAUCUCGAGGAAACUUACAGGUCUCGGUCUUCUCUGUCGUUGGAGAUUCACCGACACGAGGAUCUACUGGCACAGCUUCGAUCAAAAUUGCGCAUCAAAGACUUGGAAAUGCGCCGAUUGAGGUGUGAAAACGAAAAGCUCGAUGCAGAAAAUGCAGCGCUGGAAAAGGCAGUUAAGCAGAAGCUCUUGCCGAAAAAGAUUUUUCAUCUGAAUCAGGAAAUGUCACCGGCUCUGUUCUUGAACGUCUUCAAUCUCGCAGCAAAAUCUAUCCAUGAGUUUGCCAAGCCACUCAUUAGCUUGAUGAAAGCUUCUGGGUGGGAUCUCGAUCUUGCUGCGAGGUCACUCUACAGCUCCGUCGCCUUUGCCGAAAGGUCACACAAGAAGUAUGCGUUCGAGGCAUAUCUGUCUCAAGUAAUGCUCGAUCCUGCUCCUCUAGAGGAUGAAAGAUUCUCACUGGAUCAAUUAGACGGCGUGAUGAAUUCUCAAGAUCCUUUCGAUUAUCUAAUAGCAGAUCCGGAUUCUCAGUUUGGAAGAUUUUGCCGUUCUAAAUAUGCAUUAGCUGUGCCAUCCAAGAUGGAGGAUUCAUUCUUCGGCAAUCUCGAUCAGAGGUCGUUUGUACUGAGUGGCCGGCAUCCGAGAACUCCAUUUUACCAGGCAUUUGUUGCGAUGUCUAGAUGGGCUUGGGCGCUUCAGGUGAUGGCCAACUCCUUCGUUCCAAAGGCCGAGAUGUUUUAUGCCAAGAAUGGGCAGGAAUUCACGAGGGAGUACAUGGAAGACGUGGUGGGUGGCCUUGUUUCCAACAGAGGGAUGAAGCAUGUUGUCGGGUUCACAGUGACUCCGGGCUUCAGGAUGGCGAGCACCAUUGUUCCCUGCAGGGUCUAUUCCUACAGGAUGAAAGUCCUCCAUGAACAAUUCCAGACUUGAUCAGUAGUAAAAUUAAGGAGGUAAUAAUACUUCGUUUGCAAUUUGAAUAACUAUGAAAGUAUGCCACAAAGUUUCCUAUGAACUGUAAACUUUGAUCUGCCAGGAGCACACAGGUGUAACAGUAUCCAAUUUGUACAUAAUCUACUUUAACAACUAACAAGUAGCAUUUUGUGGUUA
This is a messenger RNA of Zingiber officinale, 1898 nucleotides long. RefSeq names its product protein GRAVITROPIC IN THE LIGHT 1-like. Bases 483 to 1721 code for a protein of 412 amino acids. The record is from RefSeq and is a predicted model, not a curated record. The transcript has a single exon. Gene Ontology annotation, biological process: response to red or far red light; negative gravitropism. NCBI's taxonomy places the organism in Eukaryota, Viridiplantae, Streptophyta, Magnoliopsida, Zingiberales, Zingiberaceae.